Molecule: messenger RNA, 793 nt
Organism: Portunus trituberculatus (swimming crab)
Lineage: Eukaryota; Metazoa; Arthropoda; Malacostraca; Decapoda; Portunidae
Exons: 3
Coding region: 445-702 (85 amino acids)
Cellular component (GO): extracellular region
Molecular function (GO): chitin binding
Source: RefSeq, a predicted model, not a curated record
UUUCUGGCAUAGAGACAAGAAUAAGGCAUGUGAAGGGCAAGCAUGACAUCAGGAUUCCUAGAACACACACAGCACAACAUACGAUUCCCUCCCAGGACAUGGCAAGGACUUCAAUGUACUAGCAGUAUCUUGUUGUAUGCUAGCAAACAGUACAUGUCUGUCUAAUAUUACUCAGUUAUCAAUGAUAUAACAUACUAAAAAGAAUAAAAAAGAAUGGCAGAAAACAAUAGGAAUAAUUGGUUCGAUUAAUAUACCUAGCAACAUCUGCUCCCAUCACACUGUAUAAACAAAUGAAUCAGCGUAUGUUAAUCAAACAUUACUCACCUGUCUGUCCUUCAAUUGAUGACUUGCACUAAGAAUAAUUUCCUGGGAAUCCUGUUCCUCCCCACAAUCGACAAUAUAUAAACAUCUUGCCUGGCUUGAUCAAGCAGUCUGUAUGUUGCAAUGUCUCAGCUAAGUCUCAUCUUCACUCUGUUGGCAGUGGUUGUGGUGGCCACGAGAGUGACAGCCAAUGGCCGUGACCAGGGACAGCCAGCUACAUUUGAAUGUCCUGCUGAUGGGUAUUUUGCAGACCGUGGGAGAGAUUGCAUACCAUAUUACCACUGUGUCAAUGGCCAACCCUCAACGUUUGGAUGUCUAAAGGGAUUCAAAUUUGAUGAACUGGCAAGCAGAUGUCGCCCAGCUUCCACUGUGAACUGCUGAAUGGAAACUGCCCUGACAUUCUUCAAAAAUGCAUCUAAAUCAACCAUGUAAUGACUGAAAUGACCAAGACCACCCAAUAAAUCACACACCU